AUGAGCGACGCACCAGCAGCGCCCGUCGAGGCUGUCGAGGUCCCGGCCGUCGAGACUUCGGCCGUUGAGGUGUCGGCUGAAGAGACUGCGGCUCCCACUGCCGCCGAGGAGACGCCCGCAGAGACUGCUCCGGCCGCUCCUGCCGAGACCACCACAGAUGCUCCUGCCGAGACUGGCGCAAAGGCUGCCGACGGCAAGAGCACCAAGAACAGCAGCAAGUUCGACCCCAGCGUGCUGCCCGAGUCCGAGGAUCACUCGGCCAUCCAAACCCAGGUCCACUUCUACUUCAGCGAUAGCAACCUGCCGACGGACAAGUUCCUGUGGGAACUGACGGGCGGCGCCGAGAACAAGCCGGUGGAGCUUAAGAAGAUCUGCCAGUUUGGCCGCAUGCGUCGCUUCAAGUCGUACGAGACCGUGGUCGCUGCUCUGCGUGACAGCAAGUUCCUCACCGUCAGCGGCCCUGCCGGCGCCGAGGUCGUCGUGCGCAAGAAUGCCUACAACCCAGACCGUCCCCGCAGCAAGAUCGACGCCGCUACCGUCUACGUCAAGGGCUUUGGCGACGAGGAGCCUUCGACGCAGUUCGACCUCGAGGCCUUCUUCACAAAGUACGGCACCGUCAACGCCGUGCGCCUGCGCCGCACCGCCGACAACCUGUUCAAGGGCUCCGUCUUUGUCGAGUUCCAGGACCCCGAGCAGGCCGAGGCCUUUCUCAAGCUCGAGCCCAAGCCGCUGUGGCGCGACCAGGAGCUCAAGAUCAUGUCCAAGCCCGCCUACGUCGCCGAAAAGUCCCAGCUGAUCCGCGAGGGCAAGAUCGAGCCCAACACCAACAGCGCGCCGCGCUUCUUUGAGGGCCGUGUCCUGGGCGGCAAGCGUGGUGGCGGUGGCUUCCGCGGCCGCGGUAACGGCCACCACCACGGUGGCGACAAGAACGACUGGAAGAAGCGCCGCGACGACGACCGCAAGAACGGUUUCCGCGGCGGCCGCGGCGGCCGUGGCGGUCGCGGUGGCCGCGGUGGCCGCGGUGGCAACAACUGGAACAACAACAAGGAGCGCAGCAACGAGCGCAACGACGAGCGUGCGGCGGCUGCUACGCCUGCCGCUGCCGCCAACACCACAAACGGCGGCAAGCCGGUGAUCCACGCGACCAACGAGAAGGGCGAGGUCGUCGACGCCGCUAACGGCAACAAGCGCGCCCGCGAGGACGACGGCGCGGCGCCGCCCGCCAAGAAGGUCGAUGCCAAGGAGGCAUGA
Sporothrix schenckii 1099-18 is the source of this 1251-nucleotide messenger RNA. RefSeq names its product lupus La protein. The record is from RefSeq and is a predicted model, not a curated record. NCBI's taxonomy places the organism in Eukaryota, Fungi, Ascomycota, Sordariomycetes, Ophiostomatales, Ophiostomataceae. Gene Ontology annotation, cellular component: nucleus. Gene Ontology annotation, molecular function: mRNA binding. Gene Ontology annotation, biological process: RNA processing. Bases 1 to 1251 code for a protein of 416 amino acids. The transcript is spliced from 2 exons.